AUCAAAUUCUACGGAGUGCAUAUAUUUCUAUUCCAAGUCACUGAAGUUACGGCCAAAAUGGCUGGACAGUCGUCGUCUCAAACCCAAAUAGAAACACUUUCCGAAAAAGAUAUCAACGAUGGGGCUCAGCUAGUUUCAAGCCCUUCUCUACAUUUGUCGAAGAAACGUCACCACUUUCUGGCGUCCGAGUCUUAGAUCUGACACGUAUUCUGGCUGGACCAUAUUGCACGAUGAUCUUGGGAGACUUAGGAGCUGAAAUUUUAAAGAUCGAGCGUCCGUUAGUGGGUGACGAGACGCGUAAGUGGGGCCCACCCUUUUUUCAAGGCACAAAAGAGUCGACAUACUUCGCGAGUGUAAAUCGCAACAAAAAAAGUCUUUGUAUCGACAUAAAGAAAGGCAAGGACGUUAUUUAUGAUCUAGCGAAAAAGUCUGAUGUAUUCAUUGAAAACUAUGUCCCUGGCAAGCUGGCCGAAAUGGGCUUGGACUACAGGUCUUUGAGCGAAGCAGCACCAGGGCUGAUCUAUUGUUCGAUUACUGGCUAUGGCUCUGAAGGUCCGUAUGCCACUCGCCCAGGCUACGAUGUGAUUGCGGCUUCCUUGGGUGGUCUAAUUAAUAUAACAGGUCCCAAAGAUGGAGAGCCCUGCAAAGUAGGAGUUGCCGUCACUGAUAUGGCCACUGGUUUGUAUGCUCACGGAGCAAUAAUGGCUGCGCUACUCCAAAGGUUCAAAACCAACAGAGGACAGUGGAUCCAAUGUAAUUUACUCUCUACCCAGGUCGCCAGCCUAGUUAAUAUUGCUUCUAAUUACUUAAACGCUGGUAAGGAAGCUUCAAGGUGGGGUACGGCACAUGAGAGUAUUGUACCUUAUGAAGCAUUCCCAACUAAGGAUGGAUUUAUUUCUGUGGGAGCUGGCAGUGACGUACAGUUUUUAGCCCUGUUAAAAAUGAUGAAUCUAACUAACUUGGAGAAAGAUCCCAAAUUUAGAACAAAUAUUGAUAGAGUAAAACACAGGGUAGAGCUCAUCAACAUACUUAGAGAUAACUUUAAGACCAAAACCAGUGAUGAUUGGUCUGAAAUUUUUCGAGAUGCUCCCUUUCCAAAUGGACGUAUCAAUACGAUUGGCCAGGUCUUUGACGAUCCACACAUUAAGCACAUAAAGUUGGUCAAAGAAAUGAUCCAACCAAGCAUAGGAAAGGAUAUACCAACUAUGAGAUUAUGUUUACGUAAGCCAAAAUCCAGUAAAAAAGUUCAGUGGACACAAGGAACUGUCGAUAAUGAGCAUAUGAAUAAAAAAAAGUCUAAAUGCUGCUGUAUAUACGAAAAACCAAAAGAAUUUGGUGAGAGUAGCUCAGAAGACAGCGAUGAUGAGUGUGAGCACUGUCAUGGGCACAGAGAUAUUCAUCAUAAGAAUAACUCGAAUGAAAAUGAGGCACCUCAAGGAGCCAUACCGUCUCAACCUGAACCAAUUGCUACAGGAUCUGCCUAAUUUUUAAGGGUUGAAGCAUUUUUAGAAAUGUUGAUAGGUAACCCAAUGUUGGCUUCGCAUCUUAGAUUUGAGUUCAUUGUUAGGUUGACAAGGUUAUAUAAAAUUUUGAAGGAUAUUUUGCCAGAUUUUUUAUACGGAGUCUUUUCACCUUUUUUCCAAGCGAUAUUACCUAUUCACUUGGAGGAUAGAUCUGUCUUAAAAAUGUAGCCAUAUUCGUUGCGUAAUUCCAUGAACAUACUAGUAGAUGAAGAGAUUUCUGACACUUCAUUUAAAUAACAAAUAGUCAGAAAUGCAACAUAGUAAAUGUGUCAAAAUCAAAAUUAUCAACUGACUUCUGAGUUCUAAUUGCUGAUUUUUAUCUACUUUCUAAACAGCUUAUAGAAAGCUGUUGUGCUAGUUAAAAUUUGCAAUUGCUCUGUAUUUGACGCAGGCAAUUGCAGUUUGUGUAUAAAUAACUAUGAUGUAAUAGUUACAAUGAUGAGUUUUGUCGAAGUCUUGACUUCCAAAAAAUUUCAAGGUGUAACAAACACUAUAGUCGAUCAGUCAAUCUUUGGAAAUUAUACACGUUCAUAUGAUAGUUGAAUUACAUACUGUAGUGAAACUUCGUGUUUUGAUCUAUACCCAUGAUAUGUCAUUUCAACUGAUGAAAUAAUCGUGAGAGAAGGGAAUACAAAUCUUCUCUAACUAAUAGUUUUACCUAAGUCGUAAUGUUUUCAAUCUUCCAAUUGUAGACACAUUGUCUUGGGUGUUGCUCAAUAUUUGUUGGGUAUUGGUUGUGCGUUGCAUAUGUAAUGAAUAUUCUUAGGAACUCUUGUAUAAAAUUGAGAUCAUUUGAUUAAUUUAUUUCGAAAUCCUAAUUUUCAACAUUUGUUUUUUAGAAACUGUUAUUUCUACUUGACAUUAAAUAGUUUCAGUCGUAAAUUAAAUUACAAGGAAAAAUUAUUUAACGAAUCAAAUUUGUAGUUUUGCUUUGUAAAUACUUUUGCUAUACUUCAAGCUAAAUAAUGGAGCACAAUAAAUUUAUUUUCGAAUUUGCAUAAUCGAAAGCUCCUAUAACAUAAAAUAUACAACUAAGUAACUUAUUAUGCAAUACAAGUGCGAAAGAAGCAUAGGUCAAGCACAUUGAGUCCCACAUUAAAAUUGAGUAUUUGAAUAUAUGCUCUUUUUUUGAAAUAUUUCGAAAUCAAAUUUAAUUUAUCGUGAUAGAAAGGAAUAAUUUUGAAGGAAAAGCUGAACAGGGAACAGAGCUCGUGACGUUAGUAUUAUGUUUAUUCUUAAAUUAAUGUACAAUAUGAAUUAAGUACGUCUUGUAUACUUCACAUCAACUGAUUUAAUUAAGAUACGAUUUGCAAUCGACAUAUAAAAAUUACAUAUUUUUGCUAUUUACAGAUCGACUUGAUGGUGAAUCACAGAAAUUUUUUUCCCCACUGCAGACUAAAUACAGUUUCUGGAAUAUAAUAUUUUCAUCUAUUCCUUGUACUUCCAUUUUUUGAAUUGUAAUUUACCAUGCUAAACAAAUGACAAAAAAAACGUUCAUCAUGAAAAUUCAUUAAAAUUGAAGUUAUUGUAAUUCAAGACUAUGAUGUCACGUCUUGCGCAUUGCAACUUUUAUGCCAGAUGUUUCUGUCGUAUCUAAUACGUCAUCAAUAAUGGAAUUGUAGCAUGCACGCUUGUGAAUCUACAGUUAUAUAUGCUGCAAUAUCUAUAAAUUUUAGUCAAGUUACAAACUAUACUUCAAAGUAGAAGUAAUUCAAACAACUUAUAACGAAAUUUUCAGUCGUGAUUCCUGCACGAAAAAGUGAAAUCUUUGAAACCAGUAGAUAUUCAUACAACUGAAGAAAACCGUUCACUUGUACAUAUUAGUUAUAACCCUACACCUAGUGAAGUCACAACAUUGCAAAUUGUUAAUAAACAAUUGAUCUUUCGUUUGUUCAA
Neodiprion fabricii is the source of this 3419-nucleotide messenger RNA. RefSeq names its product succinate--hydroxymethylglutarate CoA-transferase-like. The transcript has 6 exons. NCBI's taxonomy places the organism in Eukaryota, Metazoa, Arthropoda, Insecta, Hymenoptera, Diprionidae. The record is from RefSeq and is a predicted model, not a curated record. The coding region runs from base 231 to 1484 and encodes 417 amino acids. Gene Ontology annotation, cellular component: nucleus. Gene Ontology annotation, molecular function: protein serine/threonine phosphatase inhibitor activity; protein phosphatase 1 binding; catalytic activity.